Molecule: messenger RNA, 1735 nt
Organism: Leptidea sinapis
Lineage: Eukaryota; Metazoa; Arthropoda; Insecta; Lepidoptera; Pieridae
Product: aldehyde dehydrogenase X, mitochondrial-like
Exons: 11
Coding region: 139-1605 (488 amino acids)
Molecular function (GO): aldehyde dehydrogenase (NAD+) activity
Source: RefSeq, a predicted model, not a curated record
AUAGCAGACAGCUUGAAUGUUGAUACUUGGCAAUUCAUUACUUCAUUUUUGAGUUUGACAAUUGACAGUUCGCUCACAACUUUGCUUGCGUGUGGACGUAUAUUCUAAUUAGAAUAAACAAUACAAAUAGCCGGCGCAAUGGUCAAAGUUGAUGUUAAAUACACGAAGCUGUUCAUUAACAAUGAAUGGGUAGAUGCCGUAAGCAAGAAAACCUUCGCCACGAUCAACCCUCAGGAUGAAACCGUUAUAACACAAGUGGCUGAAGGCGAUAAGGCGGACGUAGAUUUAGCAGUAUCGGCAGCACGGAAAGCAUUUCACCGAUAUUCGCCAUGGCGUACAAUGGAUGCUUCCCGAAGGGGUCUACUGCUGCUCAAACUGGCGGAUCUUCUGGAAGCCCAAGCUAGAUACCUAGCAGAGCUGGAAACAUUGGACUGUGGCAAGCCAGUGAAAAAUGCUGAGGAAGAGGUUUACUUUUCGGCUAGUGUUCUGCGGUAUUAUGCGGGAAAGGCUGAUAAAAUUCUUGGAAACACUAUACCAGCAGAUGGCGAGGUGUUCUCCAUGACAAUAAAGGAGCCAGUUGGAGUCUGCGCACAGAUCAUACCAUGGAACUAUCCCAUUCCAAUGCUGGCAUGGAAAAUAGCACCCGCGUUAGCUGCAGGUUGUACCGUGAUAGUGAAGCCAGCGGAACAGACGCCGUUGACAGCCCUGGCAGUGGCAGCCCUGAUCAAGGAGGCCGGCUUCCCCCCGGGCGUCGUGAACAUUGUCCCGGGGUACGGACCCACGGCUGGAGCUGCUCUAACACACCACCCCGAUGUGGACAAAGUUGCCUUCACUGGAUCCACUGAGGUGGGGAAAUUGAUCCUAGGUGCAUCAUCGCUGGUAAAUCUGAAACGCACCUCACUAGAGCUCGGUGGAAAGAGUCCACUAGUCAUAUUCAACGAUGCUGAUGUUGAAAAGGCAGCUCAAAUAGCUCAUGCUGCUGCUUUUGCUAAUGGUGGCCAAUGCUGUUGUGCUGGAACGAGGACCUAUGUGCAGUCCGGCAUUUACGAUCAAUUUAUAUUGAAAGCUGGAGAGAUCGCUCAGAAGCGUUCUGUAGGGAACCCCUUCGAUGAUGUUCAACAGGGGCCGCAGAUUGAUAAGGAAAUGUAUACAAAGGUACUGGAUUAUAUAAAGGCUGGUAAGAGCGAAGGUGCCAAGUGCAUGGCUGGAGGUGACAAAUUGGGUGACAAAGGAUUUUACAUAAAGCCAACCGUAUUUGCCGAUGUCAAAGAUGACAUGAAGAUUGCCAGGGAAGAAAUUUUCGGGCCAGUGCAAAGUAUUCUAAAGUUCGAUACGUUUGAUGAAGUGGUGGACCGCGCAAAUGACACCAACUACGGUCUUGGGGCUGGUGUUAUUACGAACGAUAUCACCACGGCGCUCAGUUUCGCCAAGCACGUCAGAGCUGGUUCCGUUUGGAUCAACACUUAUGACCACGUUACCAGCCAGACACCGUUUGGAGGAUUCAAGGAGUCAGGAUUGGGACGCGAACUUGGUGAAGAAGGGAUUAAUCAAUACUUGGAGAUUAAGACUGUCACAAUGGCGCUCCCAAACAAGCCCCAGUUAUAAAUAUAUAAAUACUAAUGUUUCACAUACGUAAACGUACUAAAUUUUUAAGUAAACUCCUGUUAUUUUUGUAACUAUACAUUUAUUUCGUUAACAAUUUGUUUUAUUACUAAAUAAACUUUUUAAAAAAUCA